Molecule: messenger RNA, 1017 nt
Organism: Sapajus apella (tufted capuchin)
Lineage: Eukaryota; Metazoa; Chordata; Mammalia; Primates; Cebidae
Product: tripartite motif-containing protein 64C-like
Exons: 5
Coding region: 44-676 (210 amino acids)
Source: RefSeq, a predicted model, not a curated record
UGUGGAUUUAAGGAAGGUGAUAAUCAAUAUUCAAUUUCAAAAGAUGCGUCAAUUUCUUGAAGAGGAGGAGCAACUUUAUCUACAGGGACUGGACAGAGAAGAAGAGCUUUUCCAACCACUCCCAAACAGUCAAGUGAGAAUGACCCAGAAUUCAGAAAGGAUGAAAGACAUGUACAGAGAGCUGUGGGAGCUGAGCCACAUGCCUGGCGUGGAGCUGCCCCAGGAAGUCGGAAAUGCAUUGGCAAGGACUGAUUUGGCACAGAUGCAAAAGCCCCAGCUGGUAAACCCAGAGCUCACUUCAUGGGGCAUAACUGGAGUCCAAGACGUGCUCAACAAAUUCAGAGUGGGUAAUUCUCUGAGUACAGAAAUGGUUCCUCGCUCUAUAAGCCUUUCUGAGGAUGUGAGACAAGUGACAUUUGGAGAUGACCAUCACAGUGCAGUCAUAGAUCCCCCAGGAGUGGAGAGCUUUGCACUGAGGGGAGCUCAAGCAUUCUCCUCCCACAGGCAUUACUGGGAAGUGGAUGUGACCUACUCCUCCGACUGGAUUUUGGGAGUCUGCAAAGAUUCCAGGACAGCAGAUACCAAUAUCAUUAUUGGUUCUGAUGAAAGAUUUUUUUUUUUUUCAAUUUCCUCAAAGAUAGCAAUCACUAUAGUCUCUCCAACUCUCCAGCUUUAAUUUAUUAUGUGCAAAGGCCUCGGGAUCGUGUUGGGUGUUUCUGGAUUAUGAGAAUGGAGCUGUGAGUUUCUUUGAUGUUUAUAAAGGUUUUCUUAUCUUUGGUUUCCCUCCUUCUCUUCCCCUCUGAGGCCUUUCUUUUGUUUUGGUUCCACAUGAGAAUUUGGUUUCAUGAUGAUUUAUUGUGACCUCCCAUAAAUGAGGCAAAUAGUGUCCUGAAACCUUAUGUGAGGAAAGAGGUCUAUGUGUGAGAGCCUGUGAGCUCAUUGUAACUUCAUGGAAUGUAAUUACUUUAUGGUUAUAAAUGAAAUAACCACCUUGAUUGUAUAUCUUUGUUAAUUUAG